CUGGUUGUCGCUGCAAUAGUACCGCAGUUAAGGGGGAUUCUCACAUUUUCAGACAGCGUAAGUCAGCCCUAGGAGGGCGUCCUCAUGCCUCCAUCAAUCAUACAGGCACAGCGUCUCGGUAGAAACCAAUGUGCUGGCCAAACACCCGCCCCACAGCAAGGUGGAAGUCAAUGACGUGGCAGAAAUUUUGGGGUGGCUUCUGGGGUGGCCAGUCAGAUUGUAGAGGUGGAAAUGGACACCCCAGCCACCCAUUUAAAAGCACACAUGGUUGGGAGAUGAUCAAUGCCAUCCUUUCUCAUCCUUUAUCAUAUAUUAUGUGGCUUUAUGUGAGGAGGUGUUCCUCCGGCUUCUGGGCUGAAGAUUUGAAUAAAUAUUUGCAAAACGGAGUCAAACACGCGCAGACACACAGUUGUCUCGGUCUCUCUCCAUUCCGUAUUUCCAUUUCAUUUCCGCUUGCAGCAACGAUGACACAAGCUGCAGUCAUAACAAUCUUUUUUGUUUUGGGAGUCUUUCCAAAAGGUCUAACAGCUGUGAUACAAACACAGCAGACUGUGAUGGCAGCAGUAGGAGAAGAUGUCCAUCUCAGCUGUCAGCUCAUGCAGUCUAGAGAUGUUCUUCAGGUCACAUGGCAGAAACUUUCACCUGAGGGGGAGAACGAGAAUCUUGGCAGCUGCGACAAAAACUUUGGAGAAACAGUGAAUGCUGGUUUUCAGGAGAAAGUGGAGUUUAAAGAUGCUGGACUGCAGAAGUGCUCCAUAGUUAUCAGGAAGGUGAUGGAUCAGGAUGAAGGCUGCUAUCUCUGUUUGUUUAACACGUUUCCUGAUGGUUCUCUGACAGGCAGAACCUGCCUCCAACUCUAUGGUCUAACAGCUGUGAUACAAACACAGCAGACUGUGAUGGCAGCAGUAGGAGAAGAUGUCCAUCUCAGCUGUCAGCUCAUGCAGUCUAGAGAUGUUCUUCAGGUCACAUGGAUGAAACUUUCACCUGAGGGGAAGAAGAAGAAUCUUGCAGGCUACAACAAACAGUCUGGGCAAGGAGUGAGUGCUGAUUUUAAGGGGAAAGUGGAGUUUAAAGAUGCUGGACUGCAGAACUGCUCCAUAGUUAUCAGGAAGGUGAUGGAGCAGGAUGAAGGCUGCUAUCUCUGUUUGUUUAUCACGUUUACUGAUAGUUCUCUGACAGGCAGAACCUGCCUCCAACUCUAUGAGCUGCAUGAACCCAUUCUACAAAUCAGAGAAUCAAACUCUACUGAAGAGACAGUUGUGUCCUGCUCGGCCACAGGUCGUCCUGCUCCCACAGUAACUCUGAAUGUCCCACAACAAGACCUCUACUUCUCUCACAACAGCACAGUCAGUGUCACCAACACCAAUGGUACAGUCACCGUCACCACUACAGCUGAGCUGUCUGGUCUCCAUGGAAACAGUGCACUAGUUGGAUGUGCAGCACGACUGCUCACAGUCCCUGAAAUUCAGGUGUUUAAGAUGAUUCCUGCUGAUGAGACGCUGAAAGAGAUCAGGAGAUCCUAUGAGUAA
Messenger RNA from Thunnus maccoyii (southern bluefin tuna), 1529 nucleotides. RefSeq lists its product as uncharacterized. The record is from RefSeq and is a predicted model, not a curated record. Bases 129 to 1529 code for a protein of 466 amino acids. Lineage: Eukaryota; Metazoa; Chordata; Actinopteri; Scombriformes; Scombridae. Gene Ontology annotation, molecular function: cell-cell adhesion mediator activity. The transcript has 5 exons.